This is a messenger RNA of Fomitiporia mediterranea MF3/22, 2085 nucleotides long. Its product is annotated as AMP deaminase. Bases 1 to 2085 code for a protein of 694 amino acids. NCBI's taxonomy places the organism in Eukaryota, Fungi, Basidiomycota, Agaricomycetes, Hymenochaetales, Hymenochaetaceae. Gene Ontology annotation, biological process: IMP salvage; AMP metabolic process. The transcript has 12 exons. The record is from RefSeq and is a predicted model, not a curated record. Gene Ontology annotation, molecular function: AMP deaminase activity. Gene Ontology annotation, cellular component: cytosol.
AUGAUCCUGGAUUAUGGGUGGACUAAUUUUUUUGCAGACACAACGCUCACUCACGAGCUACAGAGUCUAUACCAGUCUCUCCAAAAAUGCCUCGAUCUUCGUGAUAAGUACAUGCGACUGUCACGACAGAGGCUCGGCGACAAUCCGCGCGAUCACGACGAAGUCUUUACGGGUCUCGAAGAGGACCUUCAAGACGUCGCCGGUGUCCGUCCCGAUUCAAAAUUCGCUGAUCGAAAAAUACGCAAGCAGGAAUUCAAACCUUGGAAAAUCUACCCGAAGCCACCGCCUCCUCAUUGGCAUUGGAAGAACAAAAAGCCAGCUGUACCGGACUCUUUAGAGUACGCCGAUGAAGAGUUCGACUUCACAAAGUGCAAAUUCCCGUCUGGAGAUAGUCGUGGAUUUGAACUUGAUGACAAGGGUGUAUACCAAAUUUAUGAGGACGUACAUGCCGAUAACAAAAAGCCGAUAUUUGAGGUUCCAUCGAUCAAAGAAUAUUACAUGGAUUUAGACUUCGUACUAAGCGUUAUUUCUGACGGGCCGACGAAAAGUUUCGCUUUUCGCCGUCUGAAGUAUCUAGCUAGCAAGUGGUCAAUGUACAGUCUCCUUAAUGAGUAUCAAGAAACUGCCGACAUGAAGGUGAGCUACCACGACUUCUAUAAUGUCCGUAAAGUCGACACGCACGUGCAUCACUCGAGCAGCAUGAAUCAGAAGCAUCUUCUGCGAUUCAUUAAAUCAAAAAUGAAGCGGUCUCCGAAUGACGAGGUGAUCAUUCGAGACGGCAAGAAGCUCACACUAGCUCAAGUGUUCGAGUCUCUACAUCUGUCCGCAUAUGAUUUGUCAAUCGAUACGCUGGAUAUGCACGCGCACCAAGACUCAUUCCAUCGGUUUGACAAGUUCAAUCUGAAGUAUAAUCCGAUCGGAGAGUCUCGUUUGCGAGAGAUUUUCCUCAAGACAGAUAACUUUAUUGAAGGAAGAUACCUGGCUGAAUUGACUAAAGAGGUCAUGACGGAUCUCGAGCAAAGCAAGUAUCAAAAUUGUGAAUGGCGAAUCAGCAUUUACGGCCGUAACGUCAAUGAAUGGGAUAAGCUUGCGAAGUGGGUUAUACAGAACAAACUUUACUCGCACAACGUUCGUUGGCUGGUGCAGAUUCCGCGCCUGUACAAUCUCUUCAAGCAGAACGGAUCUGUGAAUAAUUUCGAGGGCGUUAUUCGAAAUAUAUUUGAGCCUCUUUUUGAAGUGACAAAGGAUCCACGGACCCAUCCCGAGCUACACAUCUUCCUCCAGAGGGUUAUUGGCUUUGAUAGUGUGGAUGACGAAUCUAAGCCGGAACGACGCAUCCAUCGCAAGUUCCCUUUCCCUCGCGUCUGGGAUACAGAUCAGUCACCUCCGUAUUCAUACUGGAUUUACUACCUAUAUGCGAAUAUGACAAGCCUCAACAGCUGGAGGCGUUCUCGCGGAUUCAAUACCUUCGUCCUCCGACCACACUGUGGAGAAGCAGGCGACCCAGACCACCUCACUUCAGCUUUCCUCACGUCCCACUCCAUCUCACACGGAAUCCUCCUCCGCAAGGUACCCGCUUUGCAAUACCUUUUCUACCUGAAGCAAAUUGGUAUCGCGAUGAGCCCGUUGAGCAACAAUUCAUUGUUCCUUACGUAUGAGAGGAAUCCAUUCCCGGACUUCUUCAAGGUUGGGCUGAAUGUCAGCUUGAGUACGGAUGAUCCGCUGCAGUUCCAUUUCACAAAGGAGCCACUGUUGGAGGAAUACAGUGUUGCAGCGCAUAUCUACAAAUUCCCUCAGUCUUCACUGGCUGAACUUGCUCGUAACUCAGUCAUCCAGAGUGGCUUCGAGAUGGAAGUGAAGCGCCACUGGCUGGGACAAAAGUGGUACCUUCCGGGUGCAGCAGGCAACGAUAUAAACAAGACGAACGUCCCAGAUAUUCGUUUAGCGUUCCGUCACAAUACACUCUUAGAAGAGUUAGAGAUCAUUCGUGCUAGUCAGUACAUCAAUCCGCCUGCUGCGACUGCCGCUCCCGUGCAUCCAACGAGCGAUAAUAUCGCGGCGAAGGCGAUGAGUGGUCGCGCAUAG